Molecule: messenger RNA, 2340 nt
Organism: Arvicola amphibius (Eurasian water vole)
Lineage: Eukaryota; Metazoa; Chordata; Mammalia; Rodentia; Cricetidae
Product: dimethylaniline monooxygenase [N-oxide-forming] 4-like
Exons: 10
Coding region: 414-2087 (557 amino acids)
Molecular function (GO): N,N-dimethylaniline monooxygenase activity; flavin adenine dinucleotide binding; NADP binding
Source: RefSeq, a predicted model, not a curated record
CACUCUUAGCUGUCACUCAGACCUCCACCGAGAUUGCGGAAGUGUCAAGUUUCUCUUAACACAACUCCCUGUUGUCAACAGCACGGUAGAAGAAGCAAGUGGCUUUUGUGUUGAAGUGAGAAGAGUUCAAUCAAAGUCAGCACUCUUUUCUCUUCUUAAGACAAGGCUCCGGAUAGAAGCUUCUUCCUCGUGUCAUAAAACAAACACUACCCUUGACUUCCCACUAUUGGCUUUAAAUCCUAGAAUCUGCUCUGUGCUUGCAAGACAGAGCAGAGCAGAAAUCUGACCGCUUCAGACCUUCUCUGAACUCCUGCUGAGGAGUUCAAGUGUUCUUCUUGGUGAAGGCCAUUUUGUUCCUGGUGAGAAGCAAUCCAGGUGUUUUUCUCAACUCAAGAGAAUCCACGGAGCAUACCAUGGUCAAGAAAGUCGCAGUGAUCGGAGCUGGCGUGAGUGGCCUCUCCUCUAUCAAGUGUUGCUUAGAUGAAGACCUGGAACCCACCUGCUUUGAGAGAAGCGAUGACUUCGGAGGACUGUGGAAGUUUGCCGAAACUUCCAAUGACGGAAUGACCAGAGUCUACAGGUCACUAGUGACAAAUGUCUGCAAGGAAAUGUCAUCUUACAGUGACUUCCCAUACCAAGAAGAUUACCCCAAUUUCAUGGACCACAAGAAAUUCUGGGAGUAUCUCAGGGAAUUUGCCGAGCACUUUGACCUCCUGAAAUAUAUCCGGUUUAAGACUACUGUGCGCAGUGUGACACAACGCCCAGACUUCUCUGAAACCGGCCAGUGGGAUGUUGUCACAGAGACAGAUGGCAAACAACACAGAGCUGUAUUUGAUGCUGUCAUGGUUUGUACUGGGCAAUUCCUGAGCCCACGUUUACCUCCGGAGUCCUUCCCUGGGAUCCAUAAGUUUAAAGGACAGAUCCUACACAGCCAAGAGUACAAGAUUCCGGAUGCCUUUCAGGGCAAGCGCAUCAUGGUGGUUGGUCUUGGGAACUCGGGAGCAGACAUCGCAGUGGAGCUCAGUAGAAUAGCAGCCCAGGUGUUUCUCAGCACUAGAAGUGGUGCCUGGGUUAUAAGCCGCUCUUCACGUGGUGGCUACCCCUUCAAUAUGAUGCUCACAAGAAGAUGUAAUAAUUUUAUUGCAAGCGUUCUGCCUUCCUGUUUUAUAAGCUGGGGUAAACAGAAGCAACUUAACCAUGAGAAUUAUGGAUUAAGCAUUGCAAAAGGGAAAGAAUCAAAAUUUAUCGUGAAUGAUGAGCUACCAAGCUGCAUCCUCUGUGGGAAAGUCACCAUGAAAACCAGCAUCAAGGAUUUUACAGAAUCCUCUGUCAUCUUUGAAGAUGGGACAAUAGAAGUCAACAUUGAUGCAGUGAUCUUCUGUACAGGAUAUGAAUUUUCUUUUCCCUUUUUUGAAGAACCUCUCAAAAGCCUUUGUACAAAGAGGAUCAUGCUAUACAAGCGAGUCUUUCCCCCAAAUUUGGAGAGAACAACAUUAGCUAUUAUUGGCUUGAUCAGCCUUACGGGGUCCAUCUUAGCUGGCACAGAGCUCCAAGCACGGUGGGCUACAAGAGUAUUCAAAGGGCUCUGUAACAUCCCUCCAUCCAAGAAACUGAUGGCUGAAGCCACGAAAAAGGAGCAGCUCAUUAAAAGGGGUGUGAUUAAAGAUACUAGUGAAGACAAACUCGACUUCAUUUCCUACCUGGAUGAGAUCGCUCGGUGCAUAGGUUCAAAACCCAACAUCCCACUUCUGUUCCUCACGGAUCCAAGACUAGCCUGGGAAGUUUAUUUUGGACCAUGUUCCCCUUACCAAUACCGCCUAAUGGGCCCUGGGAAAUGGGAUGGAGCCAGAAAUGCCAUCAUGACCCAGUGGGACAGGACCAUAAAACCACUAAAAACUCGGACUCUUCCUAAGUCCCCUGAGACUGCCACUCUGUCACGUUACUUAAAAGUUUGGGGGGCACCUCUCCUACUUGCCUCUCUUAUACUUUUCUAUAAAUCUUCACUUUUUCUUAAGUUGUUGCAAGACAAACUGCAAGGAAGAGUUUUCCCUAGCCGUGCCCUGUGGUACAUCCCCCAGCAUCCAUGAGUUGGUCCUCACUGUGACAUUGGAGGAAGUAUCUGGGGUACCCUCAUGAAUGGAUUGGUUCUGCUCUCAAAUACCGGGUCAGUUUUCAUAGUUUGGGUUGUCAUAAAGCAAGGCUGCAUUUCUGUGCAUUUAUUUGCCCUUCAACCUUCUACCAUGUAAGGACACAGUACAAAUCGCCCACCAGAAGCUGCCACUAUGGCCUUGAAACCUGUGACCUCACAAAUCGUGAGCAAAAUAAAAUUCUUUUAUUUUA